This is a messenger RNA of Purpureocillium lilacinum, 1143 nucleotides long. RefSeq lists its product as uncharacterized. The record is from RefSeq and is a predicted model, not a curated record. Lineage: Eukaryota; Fungi; Ascomycota; Sordariomycetes; Hypocreales; Ophiocordycipitaceae. Gene Ontology annotation, biological process: glucan catabolic process. Gene Ontology annotation, molecular function: hydrolase activity, hydrolyzing O-glycosyl compounds.
AUGCGGCAAGACGCAUACACCAAGCCCGGGGAGUUCCCCCCGCAGUAUGACGAGGUCAUGUUCCCGCCGCGGGGCGCCCCCGGCAACGUGCGCCAGGCACGCGCCAGCAUGCCGUGGUGGAAUCCGCGGUAUUGGCGCAAGAGGGUCUGGGCGGGCAUCGGCGUCGUCCUCGUCGUAGUCAUUAUCGUGGCUGUCGCCGUGGGCGUCACGCAGAGCAAGAAGAACCGCUACCCGGACUACUCAGCCAUCACGUACAGCCUGAGCGAGACGUAUGGAGGGGAGAACUUUUUUGACAAGUUCAACUAUUUCACGGGCUACGAUCCGGCCCAGGGGUUCGUUCACUACGUCCCCGCUCCCGAGGCCAAGCAGAGGAACCUCACGUACGCCACGCCCAGCACCGCCGUCGUCAAGGUCGACACGGCCGUCGGCCCGGACUCCGUCCCCAACGCCUCCACGGGCCGCUUCUCCGUGCGCCUCGAGUCCAAAAAGACCUACAACAGCGGGCUCUUCCUCUUCGACGUCAAGCACACACCCUACGCGUGCGGCGCCUGGCCCGCGCUCUGGCUGACGGACCCCUCGCACUGGCCCGACCACGGCGAGAUCGACAUCAUGGAGAGCGUCAACCAGGGCACCGACGGCAACCAGAUGACGCUGCACACCACAGGCGGGUGCUCCAUGGGCGGCGUCAAGCGCAAGAUGGCGGGCAAGGCGGCCGACGGCAACUGCGACCACGCGGCCAACAAGAAUGCCGGGUGCGGCGUGAGCGGCGACGACAAGACGUUCGGCACAGCGGUUAACGGCGCGGGCGGGAGCGUCAUGGCCGUCGAGUGGCGCGACGCGGGGAUUCGCAUGUGGCAGUUUGCGAGGGACGCCGUGCCGCAGGACGUGGCCGGCAAGAAGCCCGACCCGAGCACCUGGGGCGAGGCGGCGGCCGACUUUCCCAGCACGGACUGCAACAUUGGCUCGCACUUUAAGAACAACUCCAUUAUUGUCAACAUUGACCUGUGCGGAGAUUUGGUCUAUGGCAGCUGGAAGCAGUCGGGGUGCCCGAGUAACUGCACCGACCUGGUCGCCAACCAGCCUGACCUUUACAAGACGGCGUACUGGGAGUUUGGCUCCUUUGAGAUCUACCAGCCGGCGUGA